Messenger RNA from Arachis stenosperma, 342 nucleotides. RefSeq names its product probable glutathione S-transferase. Bases 1 to 342 code for a protein of 113 amino acids. The transcript has a single exon. Lineage: Eukaryota; Viridiplantae; Streptophyta; Magnoliopsida; Fabales; Fabaceae. The record is from RefSeq and is a predicted model, not a curated record.
AUGGAAGGAGAUUCAGUGAAGUUAAUAGGAUUUUGGGGUAGUCCAGCUGUUCUAAGAGUGAAGUGGGCAAUAGCAGUUAAAGGAAUAGAGUGCCAAUAUGUGGAAGAAGAUCUCAGCAACAAGAGUGACAUGCUCCUUAAAUACAACCCUGUCUACGAAAAGGUACCUGUUCUUGUGCACCAGGGUAAGCCCCUUGCUGAAUCACUGCUCAUUCUUGAGUAUAUUUAUGAGACUUGGAAGCAAAAACCUCUUCUUCCACAUUCUCCUUAUGAAAGGGCCCAGGCAAGAUUCUGGUCCAAAUUCGUUGAUGACAAGCUCAGAGAGUUGCAGCACCAUAUUUAG